Molecule: messenger RNA, 2211 nt
Organism: Toxorhynchites rutilus septentrionalis
Lineage: Eukaryota; Metazoa; Arthropoda; Insecta; Diptera; Culicidae
Exons: 1
Coding region: 1-2211 (736 amino acids)
Source: RefSeq, a predicted model, not a curated record
AUGGAAGAAACGCUUAAGGCUCUCGUUCAUCAGAGAGGGGCAGUAAGGGGGAAACUGACGCGAGUGAAGAACGCACUUGUGCACUGUGAUGCCGUUCCUAACCCGAACAUUAGAAACGUACACUUUCUGAAGUUGUAUGCGAAAACUGUUGAGAACUGUUAUAGUGAAUACAACGCAUUUCAAAACCUAAUACAUGCCCUUCCCCUCUCUAAUGAACGACGAUGCGAAAAAGAAGAGCGUUAUGUGGAGUUCGAAGCUCUUUAUAACGAGCUCACGAUUCAGCUGAGCACCCUGUUAGAAGAGUUAAUACCGAAGCCGGAGAUGCUGCCCCCGGAUCCUCCUGCUGGUGGAAAUACUAUUGCACCUGUAGCUCCUGUGCUCGUCCCUCAGCAUUUCAUUACUCCAUUGGCCGUUCCUCUACCUACCUUCGAUGGGACGUACGAAGCUUGGUACUCCUUUAAGUCCAUGUUCCAAAACGUAAUGGCACGAUACGCAACGGAAACACCUGCAAUCAAACUAUAUCAACUCCGGAGCGCUUUGGUUGGAAAGGCAGCUGGAGUAAUCGAUCAAGAUAUCAUCAAUAACGGUGAUUAUGAAGCUGCUUGGGCUAUUCUAACUGACCGAUUUGAAGACAAGCGAUUGAUUAUCGACAAACACAUCGAGGCCAUCUUUUCUCUGCCGAAACUUGCAAAAGAUAAUUCGAUUGAACUGCGGAAACUUGUCGACGCCUGUGUGAAAAACGUUCAGGCACUCGAAAAUCUGGAACUCGAAGUCGAUGGUUUGGGUGAGCAAAUGCUCAUUAAUCAGCUAGCAUCGAAGAUGGAUCGAGACACACGUAAAGUGUGGGAAACAAGGCAGGACCCGGGGGAGCUGCCAUCAUAUAUGGAUACAAUUGAGUUCCUGAAGCAACGCUGCAGAAUCAUGGAAAAGGUGGAAACGAACAGUGCUAAAGUAGAGAUCCCGAAGCCGGUACGACCGGUGAACAAAUCGAAGACUCUAGUGACUACAAAUGAACUACAGUGUACAAUGUGUAACAAUACACACGAACUCUAUAAGUGCGAUGAAUUUGAAAAGAAGAAUAUUAGUGAGAAAUAUAAUCUGCUUCGAAGGUCUGGCUCCUGUUUCAAUUACCUUGGAAAGGGGCAUCGUACAACUGAUUGCGCCUCCUCGAGUACGUGCCGAAAAUGCAACAAAAGACACCAUACGUUGCUGCAUCCGGUGGAAACCAAAGCAGAACAAGUAGUGAACCCGACACCCACGACGAAGUCAGCAGGAGAAAGCGAUUCCCGCUCUGAAUCGACAACGGACAACGUCACUUCCGUUGAAACGAAGCACAAGAAUCAAAACGUGGUUCUUUGUGUGUCAUCAGAUCUUCAAAAUAAGCAGACUCUUCUAACUAUCGCUGUGGUACUAGUAUAUGACUACGGUAGUAAUCUCCAUCCGUGCAGAACGCUUAUCGACUCAUGCUCCCAGAACCACUUUGUGGCUGAACGAUUUGCCAUGCAGCUGGCGCUCAAGAAGUACCGUGUCGACUAUCAAGUCAGUGGAUUGAAUGGAGGCAUUACACGAAUCCACAACGUAGUGCGUGCUACAGUGAAGUCUCGCGUCACCAGCUUUUCGACCGAGCUUGAACUAUUGAUAGCUCCAAAGAUCACAACUGAUAUGCCAGCGAGAUCGUUUGACGUGACGAACUGGAGCCUUCCAACCCACGUUGAGCUCGCAGACCCCAACUUCAACAAGCGGGGUCGAAUUGACAUGCUGCUGGGAGCAGAAAUCUUCUGGGAUCUUAUUAAGACAGAACGAAUCAUCCUUUCGGAGAAUCUACCUUCGCUUAGAAGCACCGAACUAGGAUGGGUGAUCGGAGGAGUGAUUUCCGAACAUACACCUGUUAUAGCCCGCACAUUUUGCAGCGUCGUCGAACGAGACGAUUUCAGAGACUUAUUGAAACGAUUUUGGGAGAUAGAAGGUGCCCAGGAUCUGCACCAAGAUUCCACUACGACUACCGACGAGUGCAUCCAGCAUUUCCAGAACACUUUUCAACGUAUGCCUGAUGGGAGAUUCUUAGUCCGACUUCCAUUUAACGAGCGAAAGAGCGAACUGGGAGAAUCGCUCCAGAUGGCAACCCGACGUUUUCUUACCCUCGAACGACGCUUGGAUCAAAGACCCGAAUUGAAAGCUGAAUAUGCCACAUUUAUCCACGACUACGAGUGA